CAUCCUGCAAGUGGAUAUGUUCAGGGGAUAAAUGAUCUUGUUACGCCAUUUUUAGUUGUUUUCCUAUCAGAAUACCUAGAAGGGGCCAUAGAUAAUUGGUCAAUGUCUAGUUUAUCUUCGGAUCAAAUCUCUAAUGUAGAGGCCGACUGCUAUUGGUGUUUGUCAAAGUUGCUUGACGGCAUGCAAGACCAUUAUACAUUUGCUCAACCAGGAAUUCAAAGGCUUGUUUUUAAGUUGAAGGAAUUGGUCAGGAGGAUUGACGAUCCUGUUUCAAGCCAUAUGGAGGAGCAAGGACUGGAAUUUCUUCAAUUUGCUUUCCGCUGGUUCAACUGUCUUCUAAUUCGUGAGGUACCCUUCCAUUUGGUCACACGCCUUUGGGACACGUAUCUAGCUGAAGGAGAUGCCUUACCAGACUUCCUUGUGUAUAUAUUUGCCAGUUUUCUUCUAACGUGGUCAGAUCAGCUCCAGAGGCUUGAUUUCCAAGAAUUGGUAAUGUUCCUUCAACACCUUCCAACUAAGAAUUGGACGCACCAGGAGCUCGAGAUGGUCCUUUCUCGUGCGUUUAUGUGGCACAGCAUGUUCAACAGUUGUCCGAGCCAUUUAGCUAACUGAGCAAGGAAGCAGAUGUGAUUUUUCUGUAUUUAGUCACUCAGUUUUCUGGUUCUUUCCUUACUUUACAUCCCAUCUUUUUCCCCUUUAGUGUGAGAUGAACUAAUUUUUCUAACCAAUUUUUAACUGUAUUUUUCCUUGUAAUAUCUUGUAAAGGAGAGACAAAAAUAAUCAGGAGAGAGAGGCUUUUUAUUGUAUUAAUUUUUUUAUA
This is a messenger RNA of Vigna radiata var. radiata (mung bean), 820 nucleotides long. RefSeq names its product TBC1 domain family member 22B. Gene Ontology annotation, biological process: activation of GTPase activity. Gene Ontology annotation, molecular function: GTPase activator activity. The record is from RefSeq and is a predicted model, not a curated record. NCBI's taxonomy places the organism in Eukaryota, Viridiplantae, Streptophyta, Magnoliopsida, Fabales, Fabaceae.